Molecule: messenger RNA, 5220 nt
Organism: Cyphomyrmex costatus
Lineage: Eukaryota; Metazoa; Arthropoda; Insecta; Hymenoptera; Formicidae
Product: putative leucine-rich repeat-containing protein DDB_G0290503
Exons: 8
Coding region: 160-5004 (1614 amino acids)
Source: RefSeq, a predicted model, not a curated record
UAUCAAUAUGGCCGUUGACGUGAGCGCAGUGUGCGCAGAGACGUGGACGCGAUAGUAGUCUCGGUUCGAUCCCCCUAACAUGAGGUAUACUGCAAGCAGGAGGGACACUUUUACGUAAUACCCGGAUAUAACGAACGGUACCCGGCACGUACCCGCAUAAUGAGCUGCGCCACGCCUGAGGCGGCCGCGACGGCAGCAGCCGCCGCGAGCGGCGAACAGAUCGGUGCGGUACAAGAUAUCAAAAACGCAAUGUUUAACAAUGAAGAAGGGUCUAAACAAAACAGUGACGAUGUAAAAUCAACAAUUGUAGAAUUAUUUCCAUGGGUCUCAGAAUUUAAAAAAAUGUGCAAAUGUAUAUAUGCAAACAAAAGUAUGGCUUCUUUGGCAGAGCUUAUGCAGUACUAUAUCAGAAAUGUAAGUAUCAGUGUGAAUAAAUGUUAUACAAAGCCUUUACGAGCAGCAAAGUUGAAGGAUUCUAUUAAUGAAACCUUACUUUUGUUCUUAUAUAUCUAUCGCGAGCUUUCUGAGGACCGUAAUAGAUCUAUUUACUUAAGUAAUAUGUCCGAUUUAUUGGCAUUGUACAUAGAUAUGGAAUUAAAAGCUUCAAAAAAGAGUAAGGAAGGUCAUAACAGAAUUUGCACAAGACUUACUUCUUGUCUUUAUGUAUAUUUAGAACAUUCCACAGAACAUUUGUUAGAUACUUUAAUAAAAACACAAUGUAUGUGCCAGGGUUAUCAUCGUAUUUUAGAUCCGAUAAUAACAAAAGUAGUUAAAAAUAUUCCAAAGCAUCCCGAAUCAAAUAUUACGUACAUUCGUUAUCUUCUUAUUUAUUGUCUUUGGAAAAAAAUAAAUAGUGAUUUAGCCAUGAAAAAUCACAUUACUACAACCGCAAUUGCCUCUCUGGGAACACCACCAGCAGCUUUCCCACCAUGCGUGUUAAAAGAUAUAUUACCGAAAGUGCCAAAGUGUCAACCAAAAAAUUCAGCAAAAUAUCUGAUGCGACGGAAAUUUGAUAUAAAAAAAUGCUGUGAAAUAUUUAUACAGUUCUGUAAAGAAAACAGAGGAGAUACGUGUCAGCAACAAAGUGAAAAUACAUCUACGAUUCCAAGCUCAUCCAAGAAUACUUCACUGCUGGAAGUUACAUCACGCGAAAAUAAAAAUACAGAAUAUAAUUCAAAGUCUUCAAAUUUAACAGAACAAACAAAUGUUAAACCUUUAGGCACAAUUUCUACGAAUAUUUCUGUAACACGGACUGUCUCUAAAUCGGUGAAACCAAAAGUGCUUCCACGGAAGAAGGCUAAAAAAUCCAAUAAGAUAGUACUAAUUGAUCUUACAACUGACGUCGCUGUCGAAAGAUGUAUAAAGAAAAGGAAAUCGAGAAAACUUGCGUGGCUGGAAGAAGCUAAGAAAAAAUUUAACGCGAAGUCGAUAAGAGCGUCACAGAAGAUUAAGGAACAACAAAUGGCGAAAAAAGCAGAUUCUUUGAAGAAAAUAACUCUUAAUCAGCAAUUAGAAGAUUCGCUUCAACCCGUACAUGCCACAGAAAAUACAACUUUGAAGAAUGAUUUGAGUGCAUCUAUGAUACAGGAUAUAAAGUUAAAUAACGAACAAAUGAAGUCCAUGCAUCUUGAUGCAAAACAUAAAAAUCAUACAUCAGUCAAUGAUAAUGAUACCAUAUCUGUAAAACAAUCGGUAGAUAUGAAUAGCAGUGACAAAAGUGAAACUGUUGAUAUGCUGCACUGCACAGUUUCUUCUUCUGUAAUUGUUGAUAGACCACAGUCUAAUAAAGCUAAAGCUUCAAAAAAUUCAUUAUUGGAUAUUUCGAAUGACGCUAAUAAAAUUAGCAAAUGUCAUGAUAAUACUUUGGAAGUAAAGAAUAAUGAAAAAAUAAAUUAUAGGCAUAAUACACAGACUGUGAUUAAACGACUGAUGGAAAAAGACACUCCGCCUGAAAGCGAAACUUGUAAAAGAGUUAAAAGUUUAAGAAAAAUCUGUGAUUUAGGAACAGAGCACUCUAAAACUGUAAAUACUCCUUCGAUAUGUGCCCAAGAUGAUUCCAAAGAUAAAGACGAUAGCUCUAAUCAUAAUACUAACGAUCUUAGUACAACUAAAGAUAAAUUAUCCCCAGGUGUAGUUUCAUUUCUGGAGCAUACGCACUGCGAAAACAACACAAAGAAUAAAACAAAUGAUGAAAAAACGGAAGAUUUUGGUAACAAUGAAAAAUGUGUGCAGGAAGAUAUUUGUAAAAUACAGUGUUUGAAAUCCACCAUAAUUGAUAGUGAAUUAAAUAAAGAGAAAUUUGCAGUUUCUACGACAGCAACCGAAACUCGUACUACAACAACUGUAAGUAAUGUGGAAAUAUUAAUAAAUGAUGCACCAGAAUUCAAACGAUUGCAACAAUCAUGCAUUACUGAAAAUACAAGGCUCCCACAAGAAUCUCAAUCUCAAGAUAAAUAUGUAUCAACAAGUCACGAUGUUGCAAAUAAUACUGUAAGUAUUAGUAUAACGAAUGAAGACCAUUCUAAUGUACAAACAGAUUUAAAAAUUGAUACUUGCGUCGAAGUAAGCGAUGACAUAAAGGAUAGCGGAUUCUCUAAUCGUAAAACCAGAGAAACUAUUUUUGAAAAUCACACAGCUGAUAAGAAAAAUAUUUCAAAUGUCCUUGAUAUGUCACUGUGUUCAAAAGAUGAAGUCAAUGAUAUCGAUUUGAGAGCAGAUCAUAAAGAAAAUGUAGAAAUUGAAUCUGACAGGAAUUGUGGUAAAGAAUGUAAUAUAGAAGAAUUAGAAAGAUCUUCUGUACUGUGCAAAAAAGUUGACCAAAUACAUCAUCAUAAAUCACCGAAAGAAUCAUACGAGAUAUCACAUAUGAAAAAUAUUCAGGAUUCAUCGGGGGAUAAAUGUAUCAUUCAAGAUGCAGAAUUACAUGAUAAUAUAGAUGGGCUUUCGUUAUUAGCCAAUGUUAUCGCAAGUCAGCAUGUAUCUCAUGUAAAUACCGAUCGUGAUUUAAAAUACGAACAAAUCAAAGUCAAGGAUUACGCAUCGUUAAGAAAUUCUCCUUAUAAUCAAACUACGGAUGAUGAAGCUGAUACCAAUGAUUCAUCGAAUACCGUUUCUCAAAUUUUGGAGAAUCCAUCCACUGAAGUCAUCAAUAGAAUAGUCGGGAUUUAUCCAGAAGACGCAUUAGACAAAGUAGCGCUUCAUGUUGAAGUGACAUCGACAACUGAUCCCGAUGAUGGUGAAAAUGAUCCAAGCAAUAGCGUUUCGCAUAUUGUUGAAACUACUCUCAAUUAUGAAACAGAUACAAUAUCCAACAACUUAAGUAUGGUGGAAAACAAUGUGCAGUCAAUAAAAGAGAAUACGAACGUUAUAUUAAAUGGUGAAACAGUCGUGCUCUUACAAAAGUCUCCCAAUAGUAAUUUAUACAUUAUUAAUAAAGCAGUGGAAAAUGCACGAGAUCAUAAUAGCGACGAUGAAAGCUGUCCAAUGAAAGAAAAGAGCUGGAUGGUUCCAUCGGAAGAUUAUGCAUCGUUUGAAGUUGUUAAUACAUCAGAGCAUAUCUCGUUUAAUUUGGAUCUACCGCAAUACAAUAAGGAAUUAUCGUGCCAAGAAAAUAAAUAUUCCGUCGGAAGGAAGAAAGGUAUAAAAAUCGAGCCCGAGGAGGAAAGCAGCUUAAUGAGCAUUACAGAAAUGAAAUCUUACGGUAAGAAAGGUUCAUUGUCACUCGACGUGUUACCUGCAACGUCGCAAAUCUAUCAGGACACAAAUGUUGCGAAUGUUAGCAUCAGUAAGUCAGUCGAUAAACGAAAAUCCAAGUCUAUUCUUACUUAUAGACAGAACAUUAAACAAGAGUUUAGUAAUCAUAUUACGCCGAAUUGUGGAAUACAAGGAUGCAACGGAAUACAUUCGCAUCCGCAUGAAGUAAUUGACCCGCAACAUUCGUUACAUAUUCCAGUCACCCAUCCCACGACAAUACCUUCGAUUUACGGGAACUGCGCUGCCGGCACAGAUCUGUGUAUGCCGUAUCACAAGCAUUGCACCUCCGUGUCGUGUAGUUUACAAAUUAAUUCUACUACUUCGCUCCACACAAAGUCCGCAAAUUCAUGCGGAAGAUCACACUGCUCGUGUCUAAAUUGUACGUAUGACAUAGUCACGCAUUGUAGACAAUGUAUACACCCGGCCACAGACUCCCACGUGUCUUGCAUUGAAAGUAAUUCUUAUUUUUUGCCCACACAUUCAUCAGUACAAACAUCCGCCGUCCAAGAGCACGAUAGGACAAAAAGUGAAGCGGUAAUAAGUAAAUUAUAUGACGAUCAAAUAUUGCGUAAAAGAGUAUUACAAAAUAAUACGUUGGAGAAACUGGAUUUGCCACGCGAGUCAGAGAAGUUAUUCAAGAAAGAUAUGGAGAACAAGUUGCCGCUGAAGAAAAGAUUAAAAGCCCAUGCCAUGAUGUCAAUGGCAUAUGAGAAGGUACCCAUCAAGACGGAGAAAUUGGAUAACUAUCCUGGAAUUCCCAUGAUGUCCAUAGCAGCCUUAGAAAAGAUAGAUGAUACACAGAAACAUCCCACGCAAAUCAUUAAAUCUAAUGAAGAGGAUAAUCGACACGACAGCUAUCACUUUAAUUCGAAUAUAGUGCGAAGAGAUUGCUACAAAGAUAUCCACAUUUCUAAUACACAUAAUCUUACGAAAGAAAGUACAAGAAAUCACGAGCGUCAGUUUCGACCCAAUGGUGAUCAGCCUAACGCAGUGUGCCUAGAAGGUUGUCAGGACAGGACACCUGCGCAGCAUAAAGACGUCACAAAUCCAACAUCUCUGAAACAUAUAACAACAGAGACGAUCGAGCAAGAUAACGCGUGUAAAAAGGCGAAAAAAACGCAGUCGUCUAUUAGACAAACGAGAAGCUCAAAAAGAAACGUUCCUAAGGUAAAUUAUUGUUACACCGAUGUUGAUCCAGAAUGGAAUCCGUCCGGUGAGUCAAAACGAAGACGUAAGAAGACUAGUCGAUGAUCAAUACUAUUUCAUUACGAAAAGUCACUGCUGUAAAAAUAAAAGAGAAAAUGGAAGCAACCUGUAUAGAGGACAAAUGUGUUCUUCAAGCUGUGGCACUGUAAAUUUGUAAAUAUAUGUACAAAACGGAAGCGAAAAUAACUCGUCCUAGGAAGAUUUAGAGAUAGAUCGUUCAGCAGCGUGUUCAAGAUUAGCGUCAGCGAAGAAUUACAUUAG